AAAUGGAUCAAAAUAAACCUUCCCUCCUUUAAAUUGUGGUAUUAGGGAUUGUGUCUCAGCAACGAGAAAGCAACUAAGACAGAGACAUUACAUAUUCAAACUGCAGCAGUAGCUUAUGCUUGGAAAUGUACAUAAACACUGCAUGAAAUGUCACUCUGUAAUUUUUUCUCAGGUUCCCAUUCAUCAUGUCCCACAUCUGGCUUCGAGAAUUUGUUGAUCGUCACCCAGGGAUUCCACCCAGUAUAUUCAUUAACCACCAAGGAAAGGACCUCCAAGGCUAUUACCUUGGGCAGCUGGCAAGACUCCAUAUUGAUUCCAGUGUGAAGACACCUUCCAGACCACUCAUAGACUUGGGCAUUUCAUCCAAGAGAAAAACUCCUGAUCAACCUCAAUUAGAUCAACAGACGCUCAUUCGAUAUAUUUGUUUUCAAAGGCAUUCAAAGACUGCUGAACUAUGGUAUAAGGAAACCACUUACCAAAGAGACUAUUCACUGCCAUUUUACAAGAUCGAUGGAGAUCAGAAAUUGGCCACAAUUUCAUCAAAUCCUGGGGCACUUAAUUCAUUGCCAGAGCUCUACUGUUGUGAAGAGAGCAACUUUGGAAAAAAUGCUUUUAAACUAAAAGAACCAUGGCAUUCAAACAAAAUAACUGUUGGCAUUCUUAGUGAUUCUCAGAGAGAUUAA
This is a messenger RNA of Heterocephalus glaber (naked mole-rat), 683 nucleotides long. RefSeq names its product sperm microtubule inner protein 3 (gene Spmip3). The record is from RefSeq and is a predicted model, not a curated record. NCBI's taxonomy places the organism in Eukaryota, Metazoa, Chordata, Mammalia, Rodentia, Bathyergidae.